Messenger RNA from Closterium sp. Yama58-4, 975 nucleotides. The record is from the annotation of a GenBank genome assembly. Lineage: Eukaryota; Viridiplantae; Streptophyta; Zygnematophyceae; Desmidiales; Closteriaceae.
AUGCGCUGCGUUACUGCCUACGGGAAAUCCAAGCUAAUGGUUGGCUUUUCUCGCCUGGUCGGCAAUUUUCUUGCAAGUCCCCCUCUCCCCACGCUGCACAUCCUUGCCGUGGAACCUGCAAGCGGUGACGUGGACGAGCUUGAAAAAGAGAUAGCGACAGCGAGGAGCGCGCCAGGCGGAGGCACGAGAAGCGGCGGCGGCGCGAUGGCGACGCGAGGUCGUCAAGGGAUAAAGACGCAGCACAAGCGGAAGGGAAAGGAGAAGGGUGGUGAGGAGGCAGGCACAAAAACCAAGGCAGGGGUAGCGGAGGAGGAAGAGGAGGACCUCACACCCAAUCCCGAGGUGCCCCAAAUUUCCGACUCGGACUUUUUCGCGCGCAACCCCGAGUUCUCGACCUGGCUGCUACAAGCCAAGCGCCUCUUCUUCUCCUCGCUCUCCUCGGAGCAAACGCACUCCCUCUUCUCCCUCUUUGUCUGCACCUGGAAUGCCGGCAAGCUUCCACCAAACUACUACGAUGGAUCCAUCACUGCUGCGGCUGCCCCCCGCACCAACCACGACUGGGGCCUUGGGGGACGGGCAGGGGGAGCAGGGGGAGCGGGGGGGGCGGGCGCGGGGGGAGUGGGCGGAGCUGGGGGGUUGGGGGGAGCACAAGGAGGGGGAACGGGGGCCUGGGGCGCUGGGGGCACCAGUGGAGGGAGAGCAGGUCGAGGAGGGCUGGAAGCGGGAGGGGAGGGGGAUGAGGAGGAGAGCAGGGCGGAGAGGAAAGCGAGGGAGAGGAUGGAGAGGAAGCGGGAGAGGGAGAGGCAGGCAAUGCGACUGGAGGAGGUGGUUCCCAGGGAGACGGGGCGAGAGGCGGUGAUCGCGGAAAGAAUGGCGCGGCGCAGGGAGAGUGCGAGGGAGAGGGAGCAGAGCCCUGAGAUGGGGAUGAAGGAGAAGGAUGUGAUGGGCGGUGGGGAUGACUUCCAAGCCAGGUGA